Messenger RNA from Physcomitrium patens, 1652 nucleotides. NCBI's taxonomy places the organism in Eukaryota, Viridiplantae, Streptophyta, Bryopsida, Funariales, Funariaceae. The record is from RefSeq and is a predicted model, not a curated record.
AUGUGGAGGGAGGUAGCAGCAGUAGUAGUAGGGAGUGAGUUAGGGAGGGAAAUUUGUGUGGGUGUGACAAGGUCCAACAUGGUGGGAGUCGGGCACGGCAGGCAGGCAGGCAAUCAGCAUGCACGUACUCACCCACGCCCUCCAUUCUUCAUCUCCAUCUUCGCCUUCUUCGCGUUGGCAUUUGCUUCACACGCAAGCUUCCAAGUGGGUCAGGGCUUCUUCGUCGUUGCUUGCCAGCCACGACAACAUGGUACUCGCUUGCAAGCUGGAUUCCAGCUCACGAGUUUCCAUUCGCUUCUUGUUGAAGUCUAUGUUGGCAAGUUUUGUAUCGUGAGAUCUUCUCUAGAUCUCAGCAAAGGGUAUUGCACUUGCAUCCUGUCGACGGGAAAUUUAAGAGCUCGCUUGAGAAGUAUUGGAGACUACUUCAGUUGGAGGUUCUACGGGGAUCAGCAAAAGUUGCGAGCAAGGUGUUGGAGCGGGUGUUGUUCUAACAGUUGGGAGCGUCUCAAGCAGGGCAGUGGCACGUUUGAUUCAUCAAUGGCACCUACUAUGUUGUUUACGCAAUCGGAUCAAGGGUCUGUUGAGUCAAUGCGAUUGAAAGGAACUCUCAUUUCUCUUCGCCCCUCGCGCGCAGCCAGCAAGAGAUUGACGGUUGGUGGAACUUCUCACACGAGCCAUCAGAAUGCAUCGCGUACGAAGAGCAGUCUGACAUUGGAUUUGAGCUUCUUGAGCGGGGGAGAAGACGCGUUCAAUUCAGAGGAAUCGGGUUGUGAGACACCCAAAUCCGAGGAGCAUAGAAUUCCCGACGUGGACAUUGAUUUUUGCCCUCCAGCUCCGAAGAAACCACGCAGUAUGCGUCGAUCAGCACUGAUAUGCGCAAUCGAAUGCGAGAGCUCGGAUGUUGUCUCGAAGGCCAACUUGGGCUUGCAAGUGUCCUCAUGCUACCUGUAUUGAUCAUUUCUUCUUAGGAAGACCACUCGGUCAUUAUAUAUUUAUUGAAAUUAGGUUAGAGGGUUAGUAGUAGCUCAUUUGGAGAAGAAUGCGAUAUAGGAACCCAUCAGGAUGUCCUCGUAGAAGGGGGGCAGCGAUGCACUCUUACAAGUCAAUCUGAGACAAAUGCACUAGCUCCUCUACACUCUGAUAGCAUAGAACCGCUCGUUCUGUGGAAUCGCCGCAGUUACGAAGUGAUGGCGAGGAACUCAGAUGCUUACGUCUGCGGAGGUAGUGCCCGUGCAGUAAAGCAGAUUUAUUAUCAGUCUUGGUUCGAUGGCCCCAAGUGAUGUCGGUGAUGCAACCGAGACAUGUGGAACAUCUUCAAUGAUCAAGAGUACCCGAAGGAAUAGAUGGACUUCAUCACAUGAAUACUCCACGAACUACUCAUGCGCCACGCAAGGUCUUGAGUUGCAGCUGGAUUUGUCAAAAAUUAAUGCACACUCGUUUUACAAGUAGAAGCGAGAGUUCAUGCGGAUCGUGUAUAUUCACAUGGCAUUUGUUACGUCUAGCUUCGUUUCUUUUAGUGAGAAAAUCUCUUUUCUGUCAUACAUGGUUUGUGCUAUGAUUUUGCGAGUUGUAACCGAGUAGCCCCUCAUUUGUUUAAGAUAUAUAUAUAUAUAUAUAUAUAUAUAUAAAUAAAUAUAUUUUCACAGUUGCAA